Molecule: messenger RNA, 383 nt
Organism: Staurois parvus
Lineage: Eukaryota; Metazoa; Chordata; Amphibia; Anura; Ranidae
Source: the annotation of a GenBank genome assembly
UCAGUGUCUGUUGACGAAUUUCCCCACAAAUCAUUAUCACUCAAUUCUGCAAGUGGUUCUAAUUUACUAUCGCUGUUCUCUAGCUGGUCUAAAACUGCUUUUGACCUAAAAGGGAUGCUUUUUGGACGCCAUGGACUUUUCUCAGUUUCCAGGCAGAAAGAACAGUAAAAAUGCAGGCAGGGCACAGGACAAAGCAGUAGGGACAAAAUGUAUGUGAAAUGGUUUGAUACAAUAAUAUUAUACUAUGUGAUUUUAGUGUAUUGAGUGAAUGUCACAUUUUUAAAUUUUUUAAUUUCCUGCCGGUUCCAUCGGCCAAAGGAGAUGGCCGGAGACACUGCAGGGGGGACAUCGCCGGAGCAAAGGACAAGCAACGCUGCAGGGUA